AACACGUAUUGGCACGACCUCGCGGAACAGACAAGGGAGAUGCACCGCUGUCUGGUCCCUUCUGAUCUGGUGUUGAUUUUCCGCGUUUUGGCCUGCGCGAACGGAGAUCCUGCCAGUUCUGCUGGUCAAGCAGAAGUAGAUCCUUCUGCCAGCAACAGGCAAAAAUGUAGUUCUCCUGCCAGCCGAAUGAAGAAAGGUGAAAAUGAUCAUCGGAAAACGAAACUCGACAGAGCGCUCGACGCCCAGGAACACGCGCGCUCUUUUCCGGAGUUGCUGCUGGUCUUGCAUGCGCAGACGAAACGGCUGUACUGCAAUUUCGACUUGGACGAACUCACGGAGAUGGUGCGGGCCUACAACAUGCUGAAUCUACGCACCAAAUCGAAUUUGCUGUUGCUCACCCGGAAAUUCAAUUCCGUCAUCCGCGACCCGGACGUCUGGCGGGAAAACGAGGUCAAGG
This is a messenger RNA of Amoebophrya sp. A120, 457 nucleotides long. The record is from the annotation of a GenBank genome assembly. Lineage: Eukaryota; Dinophyceae; Syndiniales; Amoebophryaceae.